Molecule: messenger RNA, 2977 nt
Organism: Anthonomus grandis grandis
Lineage: Eukaryota; Metazoa; Arthropoda; Insecta; Coleoptera; Curculionidae
Gene: Rpn1
Product: 26S proteasome non-ATPase regulatory subunit 2
Exons: 9
Coding region: 190-2862 (890 amino acids)
Biological process (GO): proteasome-mediated ubiquitin-dependent protein catabolic process; regulation of protein catabolic process
Cellular component (GO): proteasome regulatory particle, base subcomplex; proteasome complex; nucleus
Molecular function (GO): enzyme regulator activity
Source: RefSeq, a predicted model, not a curated record
AGUCAGUCUGCAUUGAGGUUAUGGUUCUCGGUGAUGCUGCAAUUUUGAGUUAUUUUGUUUGAUUGCGGACCAGUAUUUUGAGUAAAUUACCGAAGAUAUAUUAAACCCACCUAAAGUAAUACCUUGACUUUCAAAGAAGCUUUGUGUAAGACUUAAAUCUACAGAAACUUAAAAAAUACCAUAAAAAAAAUGUCUCAAGUAAAAGCUGAGCAACCACCAAAGUCUGAAACAAAGAAGGAGACUGAGGAGGAGAAGAACGAAUUAUCGGAGGAAGAUAAGCAGCUGCAAGAAGAGUUAAACUUGUGUGUUGAAAGAUUGACAGAAAACGAUGAAAACCUAUAUCUUUCCGCUUUGAAUGUUCUUGGAGCUAAAAUUAAAGCCUCUACAACCUCCAUGACUUCAGUACCAAAACCACUGAAGUUCAUGCGCCCCCACUAUGAUACAAUGAAACAGGUUUACGAAAAAGUUAAGGAUCCACAAGUGAAGAGGAUUUGUGCUGACAUUAUUUCUGUUCUGGCCAUGACAAUGGGCGAAGGAAGAGAGUGUCUCAAAUACCGCUUAUUAUCUGAUUUGGAUAAAAUAGGAGAGUGGGGUCAUGAAUAUGUUAGGCAUUUAGCAGGAGAGAUUGCAUGGGAAUGGGCUGAAAAGGAUGUCGAUGAUAAAGAUGUUGAAGAUAAAUUGAUUCAAUUAGUGAAGCAGAUAGUACCUUACAAUAUGGCUCAUAAUGCUGAGGCAGAGGCAUGUGAUUUGCUUAUGGAAAUUGAAAGAGUUGAUUUGUUGGAACAAUAUGUUGAUGAUUAUUCCAAGGUUUGCCUCUAUCUUACUAGUUGUGUACCCUAUGUAGCUGACCCAGAGAACACAACUUUAUUGCAAACAGCUUUGUUGCUCUUCAGAAAAUUCAAUCAGUAUCCACAAGCACUACGCCUUGCAAUGCAGUUAAAUGACCAUGCAUUAAUUGAAGAAAUAUUCUUAUCCUGCAAGGAUACGACUCUCCAGAAGCAACUUGCCUUUAUGUUAGGACGUCAGCAAAUUUACAUAGAGAUCCCAGAAACUACCCCUGAAUAUGAAGAUUUAUCAGAAAUCAUGGCAAAUUGCCAUUUGAACAACCACUUCCUUAACUUGGCAAGGGAACUGGACAUUAUGGAACCUAAAACUCCUGAGGAUGUUUAUAAAUCCCAUUUAGAAAAUACCAGGCCAUCAUUUGGAGGAAGUCAAGUUGAUUCUGCUAAGCAAAACUUGGCUGCUAGUUUUGUCAAUGGUUUUGUUAAUGCAGCUUUCGGGCAAGAUAAGUUACUAAUGGAAGAUGGAAAUAAGUGGCUUUAUAAAAAUAAAGAUCAUGGCAUGUUAAGUGCUACUGCUUCUUUGGGAUUAGUGUUGUUGUGGGAUGUAGAUGGUGGGUUGACUCCAAUUGAUAAAUACUUGUACUCUUCAGAAGACCAUAUUAAAUCAGGAGCAUUGUUGGCUUGUGGAAUAGUCAACUGUGGUGUUAGAAAUGAGUGUGAUCCAGCACUGGCUUUGUUAAGUGACUAUGUUCUCCAUACAGCUCCUAUUAUGAGAAUUGGAGCUAUAUUGGGUUUAGGAUUGGCAUAUGUUGGAUCCAAUAGGGAAGCAGUGCUUAGUCUGCUCUUCCCAGUAUUCUCAGAUCCAAAUUCCAACAUGGAGGUUAUUGGUAUGGCCGCAUUGGCUUGUGGGAUGAUAUCAGUUGGGUCAGGAAACUCUCAAGUGACCACCACUAUCAUGCAAACUUUAAUGGAAAAAUCAGAGGAGGAUUUGAAAAAAGACACAUAUUCAAGAUUUUUGCCUUUGGGGUUAGGGCUGUGCCACUUGGGUAAACAGGAGAGUAUUGACACCAUCAUUGCUGCUUUAGAAGUCAUUCCGGAACCAUUUAGGUCUAUGGCUACAACAAUGGUAGAUGUUUGUGCAUAUGCUGGAACUGGAAAUGUGCUUAAAGUACAGCACUUGCUGCACAUCUGUUCAGAGCACUAUGAAGGCUCUGACAGUUCAGAAAAAGAUAAAAAAGACAAGGACAAAGAUAAGAAAGAAAAAGCUACAGAUGAGAAAGACAAAGACUUCUCUUCCAGGCAAGCAAUUGCUGUGCUUGGAAUCGCUUUGAUAAGCAUGGGUGAAGACAUUGGAAGUGAGAUGGCUUUCAGGACAUUCGGACAUUUGCUGCGGUACUGUGAACCGGUUAUUCGUCGAGCAGUACCUCUGGCUUUGGCGCUUACAUCAGUCUCGAAUCCAAAGCUAAACAUUCUGGAUACUUUAAGUAAAUUUUCACAUGACAGUGACGCAGAGGUGGCACACAAUGCUAUUUUUGCUAUGGGUCUGGUUGGCGCUGGUACCAAUAACGCUAGAUUAGCCGCUAUGUUAAGACAACUGGCUCAAUAUCACGCUAAGGAUCCUAAUAAUUUGUUUAUGGUUAGGAUUGCACAAGGAUUAACUCAUUUAGGUAAAGGUACGCUGACUCUCAGUCCCUACCAUAGUGACAGACAACUGAUGAGCCCCGUAGCUGUAGCAGGCCUUAUGGCUACACUAGUUGGCUUCUUGGAUGUUAAAACAAUAAUCCUUGGAAAGUCUCACUAUUUGCUGUAUGCUUUGGCUGCGGCAAUGCAACCUAGAAUGUUGGUGACUUUCGAUGAAGAUCUCAAUCAGUUACCUGUACCUGUACGCGUUGGUUUGGCUGUAGAUGUGGUUGGUCAAGCAGGUAAACCUAAAACAAUCACAGGAUUCCAAACUCAUACAACCCCUGUGUUGUUGGCUCACGGUGAAAGGGCGGAACUUGCUACGGAGGAAUAUAUUAGUCUUACACCGAUCAUGGAAGGUUUUGUGAUAUUAAGGAAGAAUCCUGAUUUCAACCCUUGAAUUUGUUAAAAGCGUAUUAUAAUAGGUUUAAUAUUGCUUUAAGGUUUUCUAUUAUUUCAUGUAAGCAUUCUUAUUUAAUCCAACUUACUAAUAAAAAUGUCACAAAUCUCCUCAA